AUGAUCUUAAAACACCACGCGAUAUUGCAGCAAAAGCUGCCUUCCAAAGAUGCCUGUGCCCCACUUCACACAUCUUCACCUGCUGCCGAGAGUUGUGAUGCGACUGCCGUGCAAGAGCUGCUCCCUUGCAUGGCACAUGUCCUCAACUUUCAGAAGCAGCUCCUACUUGAACCAGAAGUCGGAACCAACAAAGUGGUGCACGUUCCUGUUUGGUGUUUGCUAUGGGUGCAGGGAAGGAUUCAUCCGGAGAUGGUCUUCUCAUCUGGCGACUUCGAGGACCAUUCGAUGUUGGAGCUGUUUUUCGAUCUUGUCAAUGGUCGGAAGAGCUCGAAGGACAUCCAACCCUUGGAUGUUGUCGUAGCUGGAGGAAAGUUGGAGGUGGUCAGCGGAAGCCGUCGGCUCACCGUCCUGAAUUGGUUGCAGGCACAGUGGAAGCAUAUUGCCGUCCACGCCCCUUGCUACCUCUUCGCGCCCGGUGAUCCCAAGGUGGCAAGUCGGUUUCGCGCAAAAGACACUUCAACAGGUGGCACUGGCAUCCUUCUUCAUCCUGGGAAGAAGGAGGCGAAGCACCUGCACCGAGCAUUGUUUCGCUGUCCAGAGGAGUGGAUUGACCAGGAGCCGGAGGCACCUGUCAGCAUCCUGCAGCGGCCGAAUGCUGCGAAUGGGCUUGAAGAACAGUCGGCUGGAGUGCCGGCAAGAAGUGCAAAGGAAUCCAAGACGGAGCAGUUGGACUUAAAAACACCCGCUGUCACCAUUGAGCCAGACAAAGAGCAUGCUAGGUCUGAGCAUCGAGUGGUUCCGCUGGCGCCGCCCAAAGAGUCACAAGGAAAAAGUAUCCACACUUCGGAACCUGCAACACCCACCUUUGUUUGCUGCCUUUGGCUUGGCCAGAGGUGUCCUGAAGCCGACAGUCACAUAACAGCAGGCAAGAUGUAUUUGCAUGAGGAUGUUCCGGGGAUGAUGUGUGGCUUCGAGUUCCGAUGCCGUGAUCGGCACUACGAACGGCCUGGCAUGUCCGGUUCUGGGUCGUGCUUGGGACAGCGCGAUGCAGAACCGGCAGUGGAGAUGGAGCAGGAAGAGGAGGUUGUGUGUUGCCAUUGGCUUCAGAACAAGUGCUGGCAGCAGGCGCAUCACAGAAAGGGCAAGACGCUCUUCUUACACCAGGAUGUCCCGGGAUUGCCAUGCACGUUUGGAGAGAAGUGUCGGCUGAUGCAUCGCACGCGAUUAGCUGCGACUUCUUCGGACUCGGUGCAAGACGAGGAGGCUGAAGUGCUGCCAGAGAACACAUUCGUCUGUUGUUUUUGGUUGGAAGGAAGGUGCUUUCACCCGAGCCAUCACUGGCUUGGAAAAAAGUUCUUCCUGCACGAGGAUGUUCCUGCACUGCCUUGCGGUCAUGGAGACCGGUGCACGUACAUGCAUUACGAGACCAGGGCUGCACUCACUGCAGAUGCUCGCGCAGUUGUCACGGCCGCCGAAGACGAAGAAGAAGACUCUUCGGAUCCGCACAGCGCAGACGCGUUCGUGUGCUGUCUUUGGCUUGAGGGCAAGUGUUGGCGAAAGACGGAUCACAUGCAUGGGAAGCACAGGUUCUUACACCGAGAUGUGCCUGGACUGCCUUGUGGCUUUCGAGACGCUUGUAAGUACAAACACUACGAAACAAGAAUGGCACUCGUGUCCGAUGUCAGCAUGGACACUUCCGAAAGUGCGGAGCUGGCGGUGGGCAUGCGUGUUUGGGCAGAGGAUCAGUGUUGUACGGUGAUGUGCUGGAGAUCUCAGAUUCUGUCUACACCGCAGCAAAGUGCACUGUGGGCAUGA
Molecule: messenger RNA, 1815 nt
Organism: Symbiodinium sp. CCMP2592
Lineage: Eukaryota; Dinophyceae; Suessiales; Symbiodiniaceae
Source: the annotation of a GenBank genome assembly